CCUUCCCCAAACCUAACAGACUUGUAGUUGAAGAAUGUAAACAGUAACGUUAGCUGACAGCCGCUCCACCAUGUCGCACAUACCGCCGGUAACUACUUGCAGCUUUCUUGGUUGUUCCAAAGCCAGGACUGAUACUUUACACAGUCUUCCUAAAGACCCUGAAAUCAGAAGACAGUGGGUGCAGUUUCUUUUUACUUCGAAUCCAGAUGUGCAUAUCGGUACUACAACACGAAUUUGCAGCGCGCAUUUCAACAGGGAUUCGUUUCUAAAUUGGGGGCCGAAGUCAAUGGGGUAUGCCAAACUAUUUGUUCUGAAACCGGACGCCAUCCCAACUAUUUUUCCGAUUCAUGAAGUAUCGGUGGAACACAUGACGUCGGGUGUGACAAAAGAUGAGGGAUGCCAAUAUGAACCACCACCAGUAUGCAACAUUAUGGUACCAUCACCUCCAAGACCUGUUCUGGUACCGUUAAAACACAACGUGUCAACACAGGCUUAUUAUUACAGAGAAAAAAAUAAAAACAAAGCCAUCCAAGUGCAGCCAAUCCAGAAGAAUGUAGGAGUCAAUACAAGGUUUACGGAGGACAUACCACACAGGGAAGUGAACCGGUAUAAACUUACAUUUUACUUUAAGUAGCCCGUGGGGAACUAUUCUUAAUUAAUUGGCUAAUGAUUUAGGCCACCUGUCCUCCUAAUCUAUGAGUGACUGUUCAAUUGAAAAUUGUCAUGCAACUAUGCUUAAUUACUUUUGAACGGUCUCACUGUCUGGCCUGCUUGCGAAGCCCAAUCUGUAGUAACCUAUGAUUAAAAAAAAUGUAUCUUCUUCCAGGUUAAACUCUGUCACGGUGUACAUGGCGAGGAAGUAUGUGGUCUACGAAGACUGCCUCCUUCCGUUGUUCAAGACUUGUCCAGUCUGUCGCGGCUCCUGCAACAUCGACAAGUUCAUCCAAGACACCCUGCUCACCAUCAACCGGUUCUGCAACCACUGUGACCACCGGAGCCAAUGGAAGAGCCAGCCCUUUAACCUCCCAGCUGAAUACCUGUCCUCCUCAGCAGCCAAAGUAUCAACGGGCACAACUGAUGCUCCUACUGGCACGUCAACUGACUGCGGAGGAAAGUGGUCUUCUGUUGGAGAGUAACGAUGGUGAUAUCUGCAACAAAGGUCUGGAGGACAUUCAAACCCUGGUGUUUGAGACGACUCUUUGUUUGGAUGACGAAGUUCACAACGACAAAGCCAUUAAGAAGAAACGUCAGUCAUUAGAGGAACAAAAAGAGGUGGGGGAGGAAGAAAUGGAGGGGGAGGAAGAAAUGGAGGGGGAGGAGGAGACAAGGGAGGAGGAGAGCUCUGAUAGGGAGUGGGAACCGGAGGUGGAGUUAGGUGAACUUCUAGCCUCAGAUUCUGAAGGGGAUUCCCCGGCGCUAUGCCCGGAUUGCGGCACGUUCACCAAAGGCUCCAAGGCUCACGUCUGCGAGCAUGUGAAGCCGUUCGUCUGCCAGGACUGUGGUAAGCGGUUCGUUAACGAGGUCUCUCUUAACAUUCACAGAAGAAUCCACAAGCCAGGCUAUGUGCAUGAGUGCAAGUACUGCCUCAAGCCGCUUCAGAGCAGGCCGGAGAAACUAAGGCACGAGGAGAGCCACCCGCGUGUGGAAAAGCCCUACGAAUGCCCUGACUGCCCCAAACGAUUUAGCGACAUUAAAGCCCGAGACAGCCACAUUCAAGGUCACAGAGGGCCCACACAGCACAUUUGCAACAUCUGUAAAAUGGAGUUCAACAAAAAACACAUCCUGGAAAGACACAUGCUAGUCCAUAGCGGGGACAAGUCCUACACAUGCCUCGAGUGUCAGCGCUCCUUCAACCAAGCGAGCCAUCUCAAGUCCCACUUGCGCCUCCACACCGGCGAGCGCCCGUACAAGUGCCAGCAAUGUGACAAGUCCUUCAACCACAACGUGAGUCUGAAAAGCCACGUCCAGCGCUACCACCCAGGCCUUGGCUACGGGACCAAGGAGAAGGAAGAGGGACAGGAGCUCAUCUCAAACUCAGCGACUCAGACUGAACAACAGGUAAUGAUAGAGGAGAGUCGAGAGCCAAACGCAGAGACUGGGCAGAAGAGAGUGAAGAGGGCACUCAGGGCAGGGAGGAAGAGGAAACGACAGACCUUUGACCCUGAGGAGUUUGGAGAGAGUAACAACAGUGACUCAGAAUUCAACCCAGAAGAGGAGGAGAGCGGGAGCAACAGUGACUCUGACUUCAACCCAGAGGAAGAAGAGAGUGGGAGCAAAAGGAGGAGUACAGGUAGACCAAUAGGCAGACCAAAAGGAAGACCAGGGACCACCAGAAAGAUCUAUGCAGGAACUGUUGGUAAAGAGCUUGAUGGAUCGAACCUGAAUGAACACAAAUCUGCAAAACAGUGGGAUCAGGAGGAAGCGAGGCGGAGCGACCCAGAGGUGGUGGGGGAGAGAGGGAGCAAAAGGAAAGCCACAAGCAGAGGAAGGGGGAGAGGCAGGGGAAGACCAAAAACCAUUAGAGAGAUGCAUGAGGGAACUACUUGCGAAGAGCUUGUUGGAUCUAACCUGAAUGAACAAGUACCAUCAAUAGAGACUGCUCUUUCUGAACUUUUAGAGAGUUGUUGGUCAAUUCAAAAUGUAGAUGAGGCUUUUGACCCGAUGCCAAAUUAACUGUUAGUUACUGAAAAGUUGUCCAGUGUUUUCUGUUUUUCUAUAUUUUGUAUACAUUGAAGAAAAAUGCUGUUAUGAAGGGACACAAAUGUUCAAGAUUCCAUUCUAAAGGCGGUUCAACAAGGAAACUAAUGUGCCUCCCAAAUGGUACCCUAUUCCCUGUGUAGUGCACUAAUUUGCAUUGCAGAGUCUACAUUGCACUGCAGACUUACAUUAAGCCCUGGCCAUCAGCCUGCCGCCUGAUUCCUAAUGUUCAACAUUUGUGUUCUAACAAUCUUGACAUAAGUUAAUGUCUAGAUGAUCAGUUAUGAUCAUUUAAGAAAAGAGUUCAAUAACUACUACUGCAGACAAUGGAAAGUGCCUCCUAUACUUAACCUUUUAUCAAAGACUAACUUGGAUUGCAAUUUAUAUAUUUUGCCGACACAAUUGUAAAACUGUUCUAUAUAGCAUGUUUAUUUUACUUAUAUUUUAUUAAAUGUAAAUGAUAUUACUGCUA
Molecule: messenger RNA, 3169 nt
Organism: Salmo salar (Atlantic salmon)
Lineage: Eukaryota; Metazoa; Chordata; Actinopteri; Salmoniformes; Salmonidae
Biological process (GO): regulation of cytokine production; negative regulation of transcription by RNA polymerase II; regulation of immune system process
Cellular component (GO): nucleoplasm; nucleus
Molecular function (GO): DNA-binding transcription repressor activity, RNA polymerase II-specific; RNA polymerase II cis-regulatory region sequence-specific DNA binding
Source: RefSeq, a predicted model, not a curated record